AUGUCACUGAGCAUGCAGGGUUCUGGAAGAAAGUGUUGGGAAAACUCUCAGCAUAUGGACAUGCGCGAUCCUUAUUCUCGAGAACAACUCGCUCAAAGACCCGUCGGACGAGACGCUGAACCAAUUUCGGAUAGGCGCGACCGCUCUCAUGAAGAGGGGAUUACCAACCCAGAGGUUCAGUCGAUGUUAAACGACGCCGAGUUUGGUCGCGUGGAUCCCACGGGCUGGUUCCCACACUACAAGAAUUGUGUUCAGCACUUCGUCGACUAUAGCCAACAUACACCCCAAGUGCAGUCUAUUGCCGCGUUCAUCAAUAUUCGACUACCCUGUCAGCGACCUUCCGAGUCUAGCGCACCCAUGUCUACACCAUCAUCCUUUGUUUCGCUACGGCCGUAUAUUAGACGGUUGAUUGUCACGGCACAGGACUCACCAACUGUUAUGCAAGGCUUCUUCGGUGGUGAUUGGGAGGCUGGCGUGGGCUGUAUCUACAAACAAGAACGGGUGAACUAUAUGUUCGCGGCUAAAAGCAGUGGGUGGGCAUCUACCAAAGCUGCCUACGAUAUUUCCCCAGGUGAAGAGACUCCCUUCUUAAGGCCCCUGCGUGACCCCUUGGAGGAUGAGAUUCGAGUAGCCGAAGCACGGUGGAGCGAAUGGCUGGCAAUGGAGGAUUGGAUGGUCGGAGCGCGCAGUCCCUGGUAG
Molecule: messenger RNA, 699 nt
Organism: Penicillium hordei
Lineage: Eukaryota; Fungi; Ascomycota; Eurotiomycetes; Eurotiales; Aspergillaceae
Exons: 2
Coding region: 1-699 (232 amino acids)
Source: RefSeq, a predicted model, not a curated record